Messenger RNA from Helianthus annuus (common sunflower), 544 nucleotides. RefSeq lists its product as uncharacterized. The record is from RefSeq and is a predicted model, not a curated record. NCBI's taxonomy places the organism in Eukaryota, Viridiplantae, Streptophyta, Magnoliopsida, Asterales, Asteraceae. Bases 116 to 280 code for a protein of 54 amino acids. The transcript has a single exon.
UCCAAGAGUUGACUUUUCUGAUUUAAAUGUGCUUCCUUAUCUUCCUUCAGUUUCUAUCAGAAGCUUGAGUUGACUUUCUCUCUGGGCAUUCAGAUUCAAAAACAACAACUAGAAGAUGAUGAACGAAAAGAUGAAAGCUUUGAUGAUCGGAGUUGUGGGUGCAGGGAUCACACUUUCUGCGUAUUCACAGACAUGCAUGAGCUCGACUCAGUGUAUCGGUACGGGCUUUGUUGUUCUAAUGAUCGGGCUUCUUGUUGGUGAGGGUUGGCUCCCUCUUUAAGUUACCAGUUUUGUUGUUCACGGGGAACACUUGUUUAGAUCCUCUGUUUAGUUUACAAAGGAUCUAAACAAGAAAAUGGGCCCGUCAUCCUUGAGGAGAAGCGGACCCCUUUUAGUUAUCUAUAUGUAUUUCUUGAAGUUGUAACCUAUGAUGAAUCACGAAACCUAAUAAUGUAUUUCGUCUAAUCGAAUUGUUUCUUUUUUUAUAUAUAUUUGUGAUAUGGAUGAUUAUAAUCUAUGUGUUUGACAUGAUGAGUUGAAUAUU